Molecule: messenger RNA, 216 nt
Organism: Strongylus vulgaris
Lineage: Eukaryota; Metazoa; Nematoda; Chromadorea; Rhabditida; Strongylidae
Source: the annotation of a GenBank genome assembly
AUGUGGAAGAAAUGGAACGCCGUGAAAGAGAACGAGAACGUAGACGCGAACGUAGAAGACAGGAGGAUCAACAGUUUGAUGAGGAACGGGACAAACGAAGACGAUCAAGGCGAAGCAGGAGCAGGAGUCGUGAGAAAAAACGCGAUGAUCGCUCGCUGCGAAGAGGUCGCGAAUACAGAUAAUGAGAAAAAUGUUGUUAACCGGUUUUCCUACUGA